Molecule: messenger RNA, 1177 nt
Organism: Tarenaya hassleriana
Lineage: Eukaryota; Viridiplantae; Streptophyta; Magnoliopsida; Brassicales; Cleomaceae
Product: cytochrome P450 89A2-like
Exons: 2
Coding region: 33-1163 (376 amino acids)
Cellular component (GO): membrane
Molecular function (GO): oxidoreductase activity, acting on paired donors, with incorporation or reduction of molecular oxygen, NAD(P)H as one donor, and incorporation of one atom of oxygen; iron ion binding; heme binding
Source: RefSeq, a predicted model, not a curated record
CAGAGCACAAAGAGAAAAGAACAAAAAAAAACAUGGAGAUGUGGCUCUUCAUCUUCGUCUCUUUCUCCAUCUCUCUCCUCCUCCACGCCGCCUUCCGUCUCCGCCGCAGCUCCCGCCGCCUUCCGCCGGGCCCCGACAACGCCAUCCCCUUCGUCGGGACCCUCCGGUGGCUCCGGGGAGGCCUCGGCGGUCUCCAGUCCCACGCGCGCCACCUCCACAGCCGUCUCGGCCCCAUCGUCACCCUCCGCAUCGCCACUCGUCCGGCGAUCUUCGUCGCCGACCGCUCUCUCGCCCACCAAGCCCUCGUCCAAAAUGGCGCCGUAUUCGCUGACCGACCUCCGGCUCUUGCGACAAGCAAGGUCUUCUCCAGCAACCAACACAGCAUCACCUCUGCUUCGUACGGACCCACGUGGCGGGUCCUCCGCCGCAAUCUCACCUCCGAGAUGUUCCACCCCUCGCGCGUGAGAUCUUACUCCCACGCGCGUAAAUGGGUCCUUCAGAUUCUCGUGGAUCGGUUCCGGACGAGUGGUGGGCAAGAGCCUGUCGUCGUCGUCGAUCAUCUCCACUACGCCAUGUUUGCACUUCUCGUGCUGAUGUGUUUCGGAGACAAACUCGACGAGAAACAGAUCAAACAGGUCGAACUCGUCCAGCGAAGACCGCUUAUGAGUUUCGGGAGAUUCAAUAUCCUCAAUGUUUGGCCCAAAAUCACCAAAUUUCUUCUCCGGAAGAGAUGGGACGAUUUUCUCCAGUUACGGCGAGACCAAGAAGCCGUGUUGCUUCCUCUGAUUCGUGCUCGGAGGAAGAUGGUCGACGAGAACGCGAAAUCUGGGAUUUCCGACAGUGACAACAAAGACUAUGUCCUGUCGUAUGUCGACACUCUCCUCGAUCUCGAGCUCCCAGACGAGAAGAGGAAGCUCACCGAGGGCGAGAUGGUGAGCCUGUGCUCGGAAUUCCUCAGCGCCGGUACCGACACGACAGCGACGGCCCUUUCGCUGUUUCACAGAAGAACAAUUUUUCCAGAAAACUUUACGGAGAGAGAGAACUUGAAGAUAACUUUCAGUAUAUUCUCAAUAAUCUUUCUUACUUGUAAAGCGUUCUAUACAUUCUCUUAUAUACAACUUGCUCAAGAGGUAAAGUUGCCCUAUACAGUGGUCCCAACAUAAAGGCUAAAAAGUAC